AUGCCUUCUGUAUUUGCACGUACUUUUGCGGCCCUGAAUGUGAGCAAACCGCCCGCAAUGGUGGACGAUGUCAUCCUUCCAGUAGUCGAUAUAAAGGUUGCUGCAUUUGAGGAUAGCAAUAGUGAAGACAGCAAUAGUGAAGAUGACGACGCACUAGUACUCAGGUGUAUAACAAACACAGAACGUAUUUCCACACCCGAACUCUCCCCAAAACCAUCCAUCUCGAUAUUUAAAGCUGCUGAAGAAGGCGACGUGGCUGCCCUUGCUUACUACAUCGAACACGCCUCACCAAACCCUUCGACCCUUCUUAAUACGCGAGACCCUGAUACAGACUGUACUCUUCUCCAUCUUGUUGUAUCUCAUGUCAGCAACCCUCUUACUGCCCUCAGGCUACUUUUGUCCAAUGGUGCAGAUGUCUCUGCUCGCAACGUAUAUAAUGUACAGGCUAUUCAUAUGCUCUUACUCAACUGCCGUUCUCCUUUAUCUUCUCUGACGGUUCUGCUAGAGCACAAGGCAAACCCCAACGCGCGAGACGGUGAUGGCUGGACACCUAUGCACUACUGCGCCCGGUUCUGUGAUCCAUCUUUACCAAUUCUGCAAACCUUGGUUGAACGAGGCGGAAACAUCAAUGCGGUUGAUGCCAGUCAAAAAUCACCUGUCUUUGGCUUGUUAGCUCACGGAGAUCACGCCGAGACAUUGGACUGGAUGAUUCACCAAGCCAAGGCUGACUUAACCAUCAAGGGAGACUUUUUAGAUCCAAAGUCUCGAAAGACUAACAAAGGCUCAAUUGUCAUGCAAGCGGCAAAAUAUGGUCGACUUGAUUGCCUAAUGAUGCUCGUUCAUUCUACAGUUUCAAUGCAGAUGCUCCGCAGUAUUUUAGAUCGCCAAGAACUAAACUAUUGUAUUCAGCUUGUGCAAGAUCAGAUCAAUUCCAGAGAUUCUAGUGUCAAACAUGGUCGACUUGAAACAGUAAUGGAAACUCUACAGUCAUUGUUACAUUCCCUUGAAUGUGAUCCAGAAUCUGCAAUUCAACCUGCUCAAUCUAUUUUGCUUUCCGAGAAUGAAACUGACAAACCACGGAAGCAAAAGGCGUUUUUGAAGCGUAUGAGCAAUAUUUUCAAACCAAAGAAAUAA
Messenger RNA from Phycomyces blakesleeanus NRRL 1555(-), 1134 nucleotides. RefSeq lists its product as hypothetical. The record is from RefSeq and is a predicted model, not a curated record. The transcript has a single exon. Bases 1 to 1134 code for a protein of 377 amino acids. NCBI's taxonomy places the organism in Eukaryota, Fungi, Mucoromycota, Mucoromycetes, Mucorales, Phycomycetaceae. Gene Ontology annotation, molecular function: protein binding.